CCCCCAAGGCGUAAACCUUGUCAUAACCAUAAGCCAUUUUGCAUCACCAAACUGAAGGCCAAAGAUUUACCGAAGACUUCUGCAUUGCCGAAGCUACCAGCUCAUGAACGAAGCAACUUGACACUCAAUGAUUGGCUAACUGUAGUCAAGUAUCAUGAUGACAACCAGCCCAUAUCGCAGGAAGAUGUUGUCAAGCAUUUUGAGAAACCCACUGAGGGUGUUUUUGAUAUUUACUCAAUAGGAGGCCUUGGUUGUUUGUGA
Suillus paluster is the source of this 261-nucleotide messenger RNA. RefSeq lists its product as uncharacterized. The annotation marks the transcript as partial. The transcript has a single exon. The record is from RefSeq and is a predicted model, not a curated record. Lineage: Eukaryota; Fungi; Basidiomycota; Agaricomycetes; Boletales; Suillaceae.